AUGGAAGAGCGCGAUUUGCUUGAAUGCUGUGGAAGCAUCAAGUUUGCAUCGGAGAUGGCUUCUGCUUCUCCAUUCUCCUCGUUGCAACACGCACUCGAUGUGGCCUCCAAUACUUGGUGUAACAAGAUUAAUGUGCAUUCUUGGCUGAUAGCACUCAAUGCUCACACCGAGAUAUAUGCACUUAGCGUGCAAUAUCUGCAAAAGCAUGGAUUUCCAUAUUUUACUAUUUCUUCUGAAUGGGAUGCAGAUGUUAUACUAAUGGAUCUAAAGACAAGCGUUAAAACCAAGCCAUCAUGCGAGUUUGAGUGGGCACGUCGAAAACAAUUAAUCAUCAUUAAACAAUACAUUGCAAGGUUUUUUCAAAAGAAAGGAUAUAUUCGCUCUACAACUGAAUCACCAGAGACCCAUGCUGCGGUAAAAGAUUUUGAUCUCAACAAAAAACCAUUUUGGAAGGAUAAUUUGGAUCCUAUUGCUCGUGAAAAGGCUAGACAAUUUUGUGAAAUUUGGUAUCCAGGAGAAUAUUAUGUCUAG
This is a messenger RNA of Arachis duranensis, 531 nucleotides long. RefSeq lists its product as uncharacterized. The coding region runs from base 1 to 531 and encodes 176 amino acids. The transcript is spliced from 3 exons. The record is from RefSeq and is a predicted model, not a curated record. NCBI's taxonomy places the organism in Eukaryota, Viridiplantae, Streptophyta, Magnoliopsida, Fabales, Fabaceae.